UCUGAAAAACAUUUUUAGUUAUACUUUUUUAACUGGUUCUGCACUUACUUAAAGAAUGCUUUGUUUGGGCAGCCUAUACCUACUUACAGGGUUGUGUGAUUGCUGCUGUCUAUUGACUUUGACAUCAAUGCACAUGUGAUUCCUCAUGCCUACAAAGCACCAUGUCAGGUUCUCCACAAUCGUCGAUUAACAACUGCGAGAGUGUUCUGAAUAAGAUCAGCAACCUGUACUGUAACCGACUCCUGAGUGAUGUCAUUCUGAAAGUUGGACUGCAGGAAUACCCAGCUCACCGGCUCAUACUCUGUGCUUCAUCAGCUGUUUUCCAGGUUAUGUUACUCAAACCUGAGUGGUCCGAGAGCUGUGAACAAGUCGUGGUUCUGCAUGAAGCUGAAGAGUGUGAACAGCAGUUUGGAACGUUUCUGCAGUACCUCUACACUGGGCGUGUUGUGCUGACUGAUGCAACAGUUCUCCCAAUACUUGCUCUUGCUGAUAAAUAUAAUGUUCAGGACUUGCGUGUUGUAUGUGGGUCGUACAUGAAGCAACAUGUGGUAUCAGCUGCUGAGCACAAUUUUCUGCUCUCGUGGCUGCAGUACUGCUUGGCGUCACAGCACACUGCUGCAGCUACAGCUUGUCUCAAUCAUUUCAAGUGGAACUUUGAGCAGGUUGCACGGACGUCAGAUUUCUUGAACUGCGAUGUGGGACUCCUGACGAGCGUUUUGGCUCAGCAUGACUUGGUUGUGCAUGAUGAGAUGACCUUGUACAUGUAUUUGGUCCAGUGGUUGGAGAUGCAAAAACAUCGAUUACUGGCGGAAUCUGAUUCUGCUGCGAGCAGUCACUGCGCAUCCCCCGCGCCUCCAUCCUGCCUCAUUCAGCCUCCUUUAGUUAAGCUACACCCUAAGCUGCAAUUGAAAGAAGAAAUAAAGGAAGAAUCUAGCCAGUCCUCACCAUCCAAUUUCUCAUUAGAAAAGUCACUGUAUAAAAAAGACCACUUAAAUAGUGGCACACCAGGAAAACAAUCCCAUGGCAGGCCCUCGUGUGGAGGCGUGUCUAGAGACUGCAAUCAAGGUUGCUUUGAUGCCGGUUCUUCAAGGAUGUGUCCUCACGCAAGCCAUGCUGGAGGCGGGCCUUCGGUGUGUUCAUGUAGUGUCUCCUCUCCCUGCUGGCGUGCAAAUCAUGGGAUAUCGUUCAAUAAUAUUCCCUCUUGUGCAAUGCCGCGAAGUCGCUUUGCCGGGACUCGUUGUUGCUGCUCUAACAUGUCAGCGUCUCCCGGGACACAAAAUUGCCCCUUACACUCAUUUAAUGCUUCGUCUUCCAAUCUCGCCCAUACGUGUUUCUGUAGUCCUUGCCAUGUGUGCCAAAAUUUACAUGCAAACCAUUGUGGUCGUUCACAAAGCAGUCAUGGCUGCUGCAGUUCGUGGACACAAUUGGAUUGCACUGCCCAUCGUGGACACAGUUUCCCCCCAAUUCUUCCAUCGCUGAACUGCAAUACUUCUGAUGAAUCCGUUGGAGGUGCAUCAGGGUCGUAUUUCCCGCCAUUCUCGACUAGUCGUCACAAGUCCACAGGGGCUGCACACAACUCGUCGUCAUCUCAGCCUUACACGGGGAUGUUGUACCUGCGCUGCUCGUCUCCUCUCGUACACGAUGCUUCUAUUGACGACGAUAUCGCACAGCAAAUAGAAACUCUCACUUAUAAGGUGAUGUCGUUCGUACGGUUCCCUAUGAUGACGCCGCGGCAGAUCGCUCACCUGUUGCCCCUGCCGCUCACCAUCCAGUACAAGGAGUUCUUCAUCACACGCAUGGCCGUGGGCGUCAACUUCCAAUCUGGCGAAUGGUGGCGUCUGAGCGAAGUAAUGGAGUGCAAAGACGAGUCCCUACGACUAAUGUUCGUCCCUCGCUUGUACACCGCGGAGCUCUGGAGCGCUGGUCUCACCGUAGACAACCUGCCUGCACUGCCGCCCUACCACAGCCGCACCCUCUUCUUCAGCACGCCGGCGUCCGUGUCUGAGCAACAGAACGACGAGCGCCUCGAGUGGAUCGUCGAGCUCUACCCCAAGGGUGUGUGGUUCCGCAAGUAUUUUCUGAUCGUGUGGCAAGGAACUGUUGAAGUGCCCGAAGUGAUUCUCCGGACGGUGCGUCUGAGCAUCACCCACAACACCGCCAACGCCGUCGCCGCCCCCGACAAGGGCUCCUCUGCUCCUGCCCCCAGUCCCAGAGUGCGGCUGGCUGUACUCGUAUCGGCAUAUAGUAACGGCGUCGAAUUCGUCUCGCACGUCGUCACCAAGAACCACAUCUUCUCCCCUGACGACUGCCUCCUCAACAUGGACGAUAUCUUGCCAUUUGAUUCUCUCAACGACCCUAAGGUGGCAGCUCAGUACCUGCUCCCUCCAUGCGACUCCCUCAAGCUGCAAGUCGUCAUCAGCCCACUGUCUGCUCCAGCCUUCAUUCCGUCUGUUUCUUCGUAAUCUUUCUUCUUUAGUAAAUUGUUUGUAGAUUUUCCCAAUGAAGAACACUAGUUAUGCUCCUCGACCAGUUGACGGAUAUUUUUUCCCACAAUGUUUGUUGAUUUGGAAUUGUUUCUCUAGAUGAACAAAACGCAGCGAAUUUCAAACAAGGCAGGUUGUGAUGUUAAGAGAAAGGUUGUGAAUGUUGGAAAAAUUUUAUUUUCGCUCGGUUUAGUUUUCCAACAGAUAGCAAUUUGUUAUUAUUAUUUAACAAAUUUCAUGUGUUUCCCGUUAGGAAUCGCAACAGGAAUUUUUCAUUAUUAACCUGAGUAAAUCUGGUCGCGUCAAGUUUUGCAUCAACAACGAACAUGAUGGAAACCUCUUUAGAAGCUUACUCUCUAUUGAGUGUUCAACAGACUCAGAGCAUACUAAUUACUGAGAUGGCAAAUUCUUCGUCUCCGAAAUUUUGUCAUUCUCAAAAAUCUUCCUUGCGCCCAUUUGAUAUUAAAUGUAAUAAGACGUAGUAUUGAUGUUUUUAAAGCGUUUUUCAGCCGAACAUUGUCAUCAUAGCUUUGUCAACGGUGUGCCAUUCAUCUUGCUAUUAUUCUCGCGUACACUAGUUCUCGAAAUUGCAUCUCUAUGAGAGAUGGUCUUCUAGCUUCGCUUCAGCCUACACAUGCUUAAAGUACGCAUUGUGCACAAGAACUUUUACAUUGUAAAGAGUAUUUUUAUGAUUUUUUUAUUACUUAUUUAUUUCAUUCAAAUUUUUAUGUUUAUUUAUUCUUUGAAGUGGUUUUGACCAUGUUUUAUUUUAGACUUGAAUUUACUGUGCAAUAAUUAUUGAAAUUUUACAAGUAUCAUUCUUAUUUGCGAAAUUAUUGUGCAAAUGUACCUACUUUACUUUUUCAUUUGUCCAUGCAGCAAGAUAGUUCUGUCCCUUAUGGUACCAUUAGGCUUUCAAGAAGUCCUGGCAACGCAUUUCACUCAUUACUAUCUAUGCAAUUUAGCCAGUGGUUAUACGAUUUUUAUUUAAAGUUCAUUCUUCAUAGUUUUGGGGAAUUGGAUUUGAAUUGGAUACCAUUGCAUAUUUUCGGUUAUAAAAUUGGGACAAUUUGAAUUGGAUGGAGAGUAAUUAACAUUCUAUCCAAUUCAAAAUUAAACAUCAAUGGAUGCACUGGUGUUGGUGUCACUCGUGGAAGUGGCAGUUUUCCUCCGGUGAAUUUAGAAGUGACAUGGUUA
This is a messenger RNA of Hyalella azteca, 3680 nucleotides long. RefSeq lists its product as uncharacterized. The transcript is spliced from 11 exons. Lineage: Eukaryota; Metazoa; Arthropoda; Malacostraca; Amphipoda; Hyalellidae. The record is from RefSeq and is a predicted model, not a curated record. Gene Ontology annotation, molecular function: protein binding. Bases 162 to 2462 code for a protein of 766 amino acids.